AAGAAGUAAACCGCUAGUUGACAAGUUAUUAAAAAUGAGCGGGGAAAAGGCUGAAAAAGCCAAAAUAUCUACACAAAUUAAACAUGUGCCAAAGGAUGCACAAGUUAUAAUGUCCAUAUUGAAGGAAAUGAACAUACAGGAGUACGAACCAAGGGUAGUAAAUCAGCUGCUGGAAUUCACAUUUCGUUAUGUGACCUGCAUAUUGGACGAUGCCAAAGUCUAUGCGAACCAUGCGCGCAAAAAGACCAUUGAUCUGGAGGAUGUAAAACUAGCCACAGAAAUGGCGCUGGACAAGAGCUUCACAGGUCCACCAUCGCGACAUGUUCUGGCAAAGGUGGCCGAGCAGCGCAAUUCGAUGCCCUUGCCACCGAUCAAGCCGCAUUGUGGCUUACGUUUGCCACCAGACCGUUACUGCCUAACCGGCGUCAACUACAAGCUGCGCGCCACAAAUCAACCGAAGAAAAUGACCAAAUCGGCGCUGGAGGGGCGCACUAUAAAGACUGUGGUUAAGCCCGUCUCUAGCGCCAAUGGACCCAAACGCGCACAUCCGAUAGUGGGCAAACAGCAAGUCGUUACCAUUCCCAAGCCAGUCAUUAAGUUUACAACAACAACCAAAACCGUCUCCGCCGUAGAGGUGAAAAAUGAACCGGCUGGAGGGGACAUGAAAAUGGAGGUGGACACAGACGCCGCAGCUGUGGGCAGCAUUGCUAGUAGCAGCGUGGCCGUAAAACGGGAGCGUGAUGAGGACGAUUUCGAGUUUGUAGGCAAUUAGAUGAACAUUCGCAUACAAAUAUAUAUAUUCGAAUAAAUUCAAUGUGCUUACGAACUAAACAAAUACAGGAA
This is a messenger RNA of Scaptodrosophila lebanonensis, 843 nucleotides long. It is a transcript of the gene Taf9, whose product is annotated as transcription initiation factor TFIID subunit 9. The transcript is spliced from 2 exons. The coding region runs from base 35 to 772 and encodes 245 amino acids. Gene Ontology annotation, molecular function: protein heterodimerization activity; transcription coactivator activity; RNA polymerase II general transcription initiation factor activity. Gene Ontology annotation, cellular component: SAGA complex; transcription factor TFIID complex. The record is from RefSeq and is a predicted model, not a curated record. Gene Ontology annotation, biological process: RNA polymerase II preinitiation complex assembly; DNA-templated transcription initiation. NCBI's taxonomy places the organism in Eukaryota, Metazoa, Arthropoda, Insecta, Diptera, Drosophilidae.